AUGAGUUACUGUGCAUCAGCUCAGUUCACCCAUAUUUAUAGAUUUAAACCAAUCAACACUACCGAAUAUGAUGAAAUGCGAGGAAAAAUCGGUACCAGGGCUAGGCUGGACGAUGUCUACUACCAGUUCCCACAACUCUAUCGUGAGGAUCCUUACUAUCAGCGAUUCUCCGUACGUCUCACUGGCAAUAGUUCCAUCCCGAAAAGAGCUGGAUUUUUGGAGGUUGUUUGUCGGGAGCUAGGCUAUGAGACGAUGAACGCUUAUCAUUGGCUCACACCUAGAUGGGAAUAUAAUCCACAAAUUCGCCUAGUUAAAACCUACGUGGAACCAAGAGAGUGUAGGGGAGAUGAGGAGAGUUUAGACAGAUGUAAUCUUCGACUUACGGGUAACGACUCGCAGUGGCAAUGUAUGGAUAAUGAGCAUUUUAACUACGUAUACUGCGGAAAGGACUCAACGUUGGAUCCGAUCUACAUAGGAGGAUGGGGUGGUGUGAGCUUUGGUCGCGCAUCUCUAGAAUUGGAUCAGAUUCCGACUAAAGAUGGUUCCGUGUUGCGUAAUGUGGAGAUUGUGGGUGGUGGAUCUGGACAUAAUGACAGCUUCCAGUCUGCUGGCUUACAAAUGUUUUAUAGAUCACCAAUUAUCGAUCAUGUGAAUGUCACAAAUAGCAGUAUGCAUGCGAUUCAGGUGGGUGAGAUGGUCUCAAUGCAUAGAUUCCGAGGAAUUUUGGGAAAAAUAAGAGUACAAAAUAUGUUUUUCACAAUGAAAGAAGAAGGCAUAGAUCUCAAUCACACUUUUUUUGUUGUAUUUUUCUGAAA
Molecule: messenger RNA, 815 nt
Organism: Strongylus vulgaris
Lineage: Eukaryota; Metazoa; Nematoda; Chromadorea; Rhabditida; Strongylidae
Source: the annotation of a GenBank genome assembly